Molecule: messenger RNA, 1155 nt
Organism: Solanum tuberosum (potato)
Lineage: Eukaryota; Viridiplantae; Streptophyta; Magnoliopsida; Solanales; Solanaceae
Product: F-box/kelch-repeat protein At3g23880-like
Exons: 1
Coding region: 1-1155 (384 amino acids)
Molecular function (GO): protein binding
Source: RefSeq, a predicted model, not a curated record
AUGGCCAGUGAUUCCAUAAUCUCUUUUUUUCUUCCUGAUGAACUCAUAACAGAGAUCCUCUUAAGGCUUCCUAUCAAAUCUCUGUCGAAAUUCAUGUGCGUUUCUAAAUCAUGGCUUCAACUAAUCUCUAGCCCCGCUUUUGUGAAGAACCAUAUCAAGUUAACUGCUAAUGACAAAGGAUACAUCUAUCACAGACUUAUAUUUCGAAACACCAACGAUGAUUUCAAGUUUUGUCCUCUCCCUGCCUUGUUUACCAAACAACAACUCAUUGAGGAGCUAUUCGACAUUGAUUCCCCCAUCGAAAGAACCACUUUAUCAACUCACAUUGUCGGCUCUGUCAAUGGGUUGAUUUGUGUAGCCCAUGUCCGCCAAAGAGAGGCAUAUAUAUGGAACCCCACUAUUACCAAGUCAAAGGAAUUACCAAAGUCUACGAGUAAUUUGUGCUCUGAUGGUAUCAAAUGUGGUUUCGGAUAUGAUGAGUCACGUGAUGAUUAUAAAGUUGUAUUUAUCGAUUAUCCUAUUCGUCGUCAUAAUCAUAGGACUGUGGUCAACAUAUACAGUUUGAGGACUAAUUCUUGGACAACACUCCACGAUCAGCUUCAGGGCAUCUUUCUAUUAAAUCUUCAUGGUAGAUUUGUCAAUGGGAAGCUCUAUUGGACUUCAUCGACUUGUAUUAAUAAUUACAAGGUGUGCAACAUCACUUCUUUUGAUUUCGCAGACGGGACAUGGGAAAGCUUGGAGCUCCCCAGUUGUGGAAAAGACAAUUCUUAUAUCAACGUGGGAGUUGUGGGAAGUGAUCUUUCUCUGCUUUAUACUUGUCAACGAGGUGCUGCUACCUCUAAUGUAUGGAUUAUGAAGCAUUCUGGAGUUAAUGUAUCUUGGACAAAACUGUUCACCAUCAAAUAUCCUCAAAAUAUUAAGAUACAAAGGUGUGUUGCACCUGCUUUCACAUUCUCUAUACAUAUUCGUCACAGUGAAAUUUUGCUUCUUCUUGACUCAGCCAUCAUGAUAUAUGAUGGUUCAACAAGACAACUAAAGCACACUUUUCAUGUCAAUCAAUGUGAAGAAAUCUAUGUAGAAAGCCUUGUUAAUCCCCUAAAGAUAUCUGACCAGGGACGUCGUAACCAGGAAUCUCCACAAUCAUCACAUAGCUGA